CUUCAAUCACUUGAACAUUUAUACGGUCAUAAUAAAUAGCGUUAGGUAAAAUAGCAGCAUAGGAGUCUCUGUUGAGGCGACCCCAGUCCUGCUCCUCUUCCCCUGCACCUGUUCCAACCAUUCGUCAUCCCCGCUAUCUUCACUGAUUGGAGCUUUCGCCUUGCCUUUCUUUAAUCCAUUCUUCAGUCUUCGUUUCUCUGUUCUCAGUAAUAGAAAUGCCAGAUCUUCGGUAGCUUGAUCUGUCGGGCCGGUGAGAUCCAUUUGGAUGGUAGAUCCACCUCCGGAGAAGCUUAUCGUCACUCUCGCAACUCCACUAGUGCUGACUAGUUAGGGGAUCUCUAGCUCGCUUGCUCCCCGACCUCUGGUUCAUCUCUAGGUUCGAAGCUUGGAAGUGAGGAUGAUGAUGCGAAGGCUGGCUUGCUGUCGUCGCAGAACCAAAGACUUCAGCAUAGACCUUGAUGAGCAUGACAGGGUGAUGACCUAUAGUGGACUUGAGAGCUGCAUUCUGAACAGCUGCUCCUAUGACGAUGAGAGCGGGGGCAGCGGCAUGAGCCGAAGCGAAGGCUGUGCUGUGACGGACUCGUUGGACGAGGACUGUGCAAGCUGUUCGUCUAGCAAGGAGACCUCGAGAUCCUCUUUCUCCUCGCUGUGUGUGGUAUCGAGAAAGCAAGAUGAAGAGCAUUUGCUCGAAGAGAUGGCGACCAACUAUCAUAACCUCCGUCUUUGCAAAAGAGGAAAAAUACCAAUUGCUUGCACCAUGCAUCAUCUUGAUGUUCAGAUCAUGAGGGAAAGAUUUGCAAAAUUGCUGCUUGGGGAUGAUACUUCUGGGGGUUCUAAGGGGAUAAGCGCUGCUUUGGCACUCUCCAAGGCUAUCACUAGCCUAUCAGUAUCUGUAUUCGGCGAGCUCUGGAAACUUGAACCUUUACCUGAAGAAAGAAAGAACAGAUGGCGCAGAGAAAUGGACUGGUUGCUUUCUCCAACUAGCUACAUGGUGGAGCUGGUGCCUGCAAAGCAACGUGGAUCCAGUGGUAAAAUGUUAGAGAUUAUGACCCCCAAAGCUCGGUCAGACAUUCACGUCAAUCUUCCUGCUCUUCAAAAACUAGAUUCUAUGCUUAUUGAUGUUUUAGACUCAAUGGUAGAUACAGAGUUCUGGUAUGUUGAAGGAGGUAACAAAGGUGAUGGCCGCACUAGCGGCGGCAAGAGGUGGUGGCUUCCUUCACCAAGGGUUCCGGAGUAUGGGCUUUCACCAAUUCUGAGAAAAAGGCUUGGCAUUCGGGCGAAACUUGUGAAUCAGGUUCUGAAGGCUGCUAUAUCUAUUAAUGAACAAAUAUUACUUCAAAUGCCCAUACCUGAAGCUGUGACAGAUGCCCUCCCAAAGUCGGGAAGAGCAAGCCUAGGGGAGGAGAUAUACCGAUUGAUUACUGCUGCACCCUACUCCUUUGAGGAAACAUUACUUUCUAUGAAUUUAAAAGCUGAACAUUCUGUUCUUGAAGCAUUAAACCGGUUAGAGGGCGCCUUGUUUGCCUGGAAGCAGAAGAUUUCUGAUGAGGAAAUCAAAAGAUCACCAAUCCAUUAUCCCUGGAACUUCGUGAGGGAUAGUGGAUCUGUUGUUGGAAAAAUUGAGGUGUGGAUCGAAAGAGCAGAGAUGCUUGUUAAAUUACUGAAGAACAGAUUCCCAAAUCUGCCUCAAACCUUCAUAGAAGUCACCAAGAUUCAAUACAACAAGGACGUCGGCCACUCCAUAUUAGAGGCUUAUUCCAAGGUUAUUAUGAACCUAGCGUUCAAAAUACUCUCAAGGAUCGGAGAUAUUCUUCAAGAGGAUGAUAUGAAGAAGCCAUCCACUCCAAUCGCAACACUAAAGUUUGAUUUCUUGUCUGAUGUUUAUCUUGCUGGCAUAAAGGAGACUCCACCCGGUAAUCUAAGGCGUUCUCUCAUUAAUCAGAUGAAUAAUGUUGAUGGAAGAGAAUUUGAGAAGCUGAACUGUGACUGAAACUAAUCCAUCUGGUAGCAGAGCCUUCUCCCACAGAAAUUAUGCUUGUUGGUAUGUAUUUUUGAUCAACAUGACAAACUUGAGUUUUUUAUUUGUGUAUUUAUUGUAUAUUUGAUGAUAUUUCUCCAUCUUCAACAAUCAAAAUUUUGCAAAAGGAAUGAAAUGUAUGAUGCACGUUUGGGAUGGCAGUAAUGGCUGCCUUGCCUUGAAUUGAGUGUGAUAUUGGUGCUAGAUGUAGAUGUGAUUCAACAUUU
Phalaenopsis equestris is the source of this 2244-nucleotide messenger RNA. Its product is annotated as rop guanine nucleotide exchange factor 14. The record is from RefSeq and is a predicted model, not a curated record. Lineage: Eukaryota; Viridiplantae; Streptophyta; Magnoliopsida; Asparagales; Orchidaceae. The transcript is spliced from 9 exons. Bases 398 to 1990 code for a protein of 530 amino acids. Gene Ontology annotation, molecular function: guanyl-nucleotide exchange factor activity.